AUGAGUCAGUCAAAAUCACAACCUCCAAAAGAACUACCGACCAAUAAUGCACAAAAAGUUUCAACACUAGGUGGAUUUAUAGCGGGAGGAGUAGCAGCAUGCGGAGCAGUAACAUUCACAAACCCCAUAGAAUUAAUCAAAACAAGAAUGCAACUACAAGGAGAGUUAUCCAAAACUCAAAAAAAUCAACCAAAAUUAUACAAGAACCCCAUCCAGGCAUUUGGGUUAAUUUAUAAACAUGAAGGUUUGAGAGGAUUACAACAAGGUUUAAUAUGUGGGUAUUUUUAUCAAUUAGGUUUAAAUGGGUGUAGAAUUGGUCUUUAUGAACCAAGUAGGUAUUGGUUAUCAAAAAUAUUCAAUCCAAGUUCAAUUAUGGAUAAUGGAUUUAUAAAACAAAACUUGUUAAUAAAUGUUGUGGCUGGUGGUAUAUCUGGAUCUGCUGGUGCUGUAUUAGCAUCACCCUUUUUUUUGAUCAAAACAAGAAUGCAAUCUUUUUCAAAAACUGGAGCUGUUGGACAACAAACUUAUUAUCAUGGUACUUGGGAUGGUCUUAGACAAGUUUAUAGACAUGAAGGAUUUAAAGGACUUUAUAGAGGUGUUGAUGCAGCAGUAUUAAGAACAGGAGCAGGAUCAUCAGCACAAUUACCAGUCUACAAUCUUACCAAAAGUUUCUUGCUAAAGAACAAAUUAGUCAAAGAUAAUUCAUUUUUAUUACAUUUUAUUAGUGCAUCAAUGGCAGGAUUAGGUGUUGCAAUAGUAAUGAAUCCAUGGGAUGUUGUAUUAACCAGAAUGUACAAUCAAAAGGGAAACUUGUACAAGGGACCGAUAGAUUGUUUUAAAAAGACAAUAAAGAUUGAAGGUCCAAUGGCUUUAUAUAAAGGAUUUUGGGCUCAAUUAUUUAGAGUUGGACCUCAUAGUAUAUUGACAUUGAUAUUUAUGGAACAUUGUAUGAAUGCAAUGAUCAAGAUUGAACAUAAAUUAGGGUUCAAUCCGGUAUACUAG
This is a messenger RNA of Lodderomyces jiufengensis, 1002 nucleotides long. It is a transcript of the gene OAC1, whose product is annotated as Oac1p. The coding region runs from base 1 to 1002 and encodes 333 amino acids. The transcript has a single exon. Gene Ontology annotation, biological process: transmembrane transport. The record is from RefSeq and is a predicted model, not a curated record. NCBI's taxonomy places the organism in Eukaryota, Fungi, Ascomycota, Pichiomycetes, Serinales, Debaryomycetaceae.